Messenger RNA from Danio rerio (zebrafish), 1124 nucleotides. It is a transcript of the gene sdhaf3, whose product is annotated as succinate dehydrogenase complex assembly factor 3. Gene Ontology annotation, biological process: mitochondrial respiratory chain complex II assembly. The record is from RefSeq and is marked validated. NCBI's taxonomy places the organism in Eukaryota, Metazoa, Chordata, Actinopteri, Cypriniformes, Danionidae. Gene Ontology annotation, cellular component: mitochondrion; mitochondrial matrix.
GGCCAGCAGAGGGCAGCAGCAGCUCCAAUAACACACAGCGCUGCGGAGAAGAAACCAGCAUGUACACAAGGGCAUGCACUUGGUAAUAAAUUUUAUGUAAUUACUGUAUUUGUAUUAAGUAAUCUGUCCGUCUCUCUUAUAAGCUAUGAUUUAAGUAGCUCGUGUUCUGGGCUGCUGCAGUGCGUUAUUGUGAAUCAUAUCAGUUUCAUACAAAGUUCACUGGCAGAAAAGUAGCCUAAUGGCAAAUCCAGCACAUAUAUCAGCGGUUCGGACUUUGUAUAAGAAAAUCCUGGUGCUUCACCGAUUUCUGCCCAUUGACCUGCGGGCUCUGGGCGACCAGUAUGUGAAGGAUGAGUUCAGGAGACACAAGACUUCUUCAGAUGAAGAGGCCAAACACUUCAUGGUGGAAUGGCAGAACUACAAAGACACCUUACAGACGCAGGUGCUGGAAGCAAUGGGAAACAAGAAGCUGGUGUUUGGAGCUGAUUUAUCGCAAGACAAACUCAAACACUUUCAAGAUGAGCAGAUUGGGCAGCUUUAUGAGCUUAUGCUCGAGUCUACAAAACCCAACCGACAGUUUGAUAUUCAAGAGGAGGGAACGCCAAAGUAAGGGAAAAGAAAGGUGCUUUAUCUCCUCUUCAAGGGGAAUGGGGAGUCAUCCCAUUGGGACAUAUUUUGAUUUAUUUAAGUACUUUCGAUCAUAGCUAAGACUGAAGGUUACAAUAAAGUCCAUGUGAAAUCAAAAUGUACUGUGUUUACUUUGAUAGACUUUAGGUGAAGAAUUGGUCUGUGACCAUUAAUUAACCAAACAAAGUUAAUUCACACACACACAUAAAAAGUUUGUUUUGGUAAUUUUCAAUCAAAGAUGAACCCUUUGCUUCUACAUUGGGAGUUGUGGUCCUUCUCUGGUGAUGUCAGAUUGAUGACUUCAGCCACAAUUUUCCUAAAAACUCCCAUCUUAAUGUUAAUUUGCUACAAGAGUGUAAUGUGCAAAGAGAAAGCCCUGCCCCUUACUUAAUAUUCAAAUAAAUAAAUUAAUAGUUUUAGUCGAAAGAACAUCAACAUACUGAAAUAAAAGUCUUAGCAACUUACGGCUCGCUCAGACUUUAAAAUGCAACAAAGAG